Messenger RNA from Trichobilharzia szidati, 3528 nucleotides. The record is from the annotation of a GenBank genome assembly. NCBI's taxonomy places the organism in Eukaryota, Metazoa, Platyhelminthes, Trematoda, Strigeidida, Schistosomatidae.
AUGCAAUCGGAUGAGCCUCAUAGUGCUCAGUGUGUCAGUCCAUUAUUCAGCCAUCACGAUUGGGCAUUCUGCAGUUUUGCGCCACAUCAAGGUCAGCAUACAAAACCAACUUUUUUUCAGCUGUUUAUUAACUGGAAUUCACUGAAUUUUAUUUACUUUGGACAUAUCAUCAACAAUAAGCCUAAAGUCCUUUCAAAAACCAAUAUGUCGACAGAAGUUACAGAAGAUGAACGGUUGAUCUCUGAGGCGGCCUCAUAUUAUCGAUGUAGAGAUUUCAAACAGUGUUCUCUAAUUAUGGAGAAACUUAAAAUUGGAAGGUUAAAUGAUACAAAGAUAAACAUGAAUAAUUCCCUGUUGAAUUAUGUGCAUAAGUCAAGCUAUUCAGCAAGUGAACAGUAUAUUCGCGAAUUGAAACAGAUAGCAACUGUUGAAGGAGUGAAUCUUGAUGAUUACGAUGAUAAAACCUGUGCCCUGGGAAGACGUAGUUCCGAUCGUUUGGAUGAAGUUUGCAACUCAAAGGAUGUUCUGUCUAAUAAUAAUAAUAUAGCACCACAAUUUGUAUCAAGAUCUUCAAUUGCAAUUAACUUGUUGUAUAACUAUGCUGUUGUAUUGUUUUAUCAACGACAUUACACUCAAGUCGAAAGGCUUCUAGCCACUUGUCUUGAUAUUUCAACAAAUUCGGAAUCAGCAGAUAAUAAUAAUAAUAAAGUGACCGUUCCAAAGGGGGUUCCGUUAACUAGUCAGUCGCCAAGUUGUAUUGAUCAGCCGACAGCUAGUUUAAUACAAACAAUGGAUCUCACACCUUCAACUGAUAUUGAUCUAUGUCGACGGAUUAUUCUUCUCUGGUUAGAAGUUUCUUUAAGACUAUUUCAAGCUGAACGUGUUUUUGAACUGUGUGACUAUUGGAUUCUUUGCCUUAAUUCAUUGUCAGUAGCAUGCGGAUCGGCCAACACACCAGUAAAUACGUAUUCGUCUCUUGAACAAGCAAAUCCUAAUUCACAUCAUCUCAAUAACAAUAAUAAUAAUGAUAAUAACAAUAAUACUAUUUUGUCUGUACUAGCUGGAAUUAAAAAGCCAAUUCAAUUGUAUUACAUUAAAGCUUGCCUGUUGACAGGUCGUUUAAAUGAUGCAGAGAAUGAGUUGAAUUCUUUCAUGUCAGAAGAUGAUUCUCUCCUGAAAAGUGAAGAAAAUUCAUCGAAAAAUGAUUGCACACCGUUGCCUAGUGAUGAUAAUGCCGGGGAUAGGAAAUCGGAAAAAUCUUCACAGUCAAAUUCUCAAGAUAAUAAUAAUAGUAAUAAUAAUCAUUGUUCAACUGUUCAAUGGUCUACAGGGAAUGCUGUGUAUUUUCUUCAAGCUCAGUUAGCUUAUCUUAAGGGCUGUUAUAGUGAUGCUGUGAAAUUGCUUUCGUCUAUUCCACCUCCUUCAUACAAUUCUCCUGUAAUGAAUGAUUGGGAAUCUAUCAUUUUAAAGAAUAACCUCGCCUUACUUUAUCAUCGUACUGGACGAUUUACUUCAAGUGUGAUACACCUUCGAAAUGCUUUGAAACAAGUUGAUAAAACACUUGACACUGCUACACAAUCAGUGAAUAAUGAUCUUCGUUGUAUGCUGAAUCAUCAGAAUGGUUGUUUUUCUAUUGGUGAAUAUUCAGAACUGUUAAAUCAGAUACCAUUACACGUUUCCAGUGUGAUUGAACACUAUGAAUUAGUUUAUAAUUAUGGGAUCCAGUUGUUAUUUACACAAAGGCCUUUGGAUGCCUUCUCCACUCUAUCACAACUUGUUCGUAUUUAUCCUAGAAAUCCACGAUUAUGGUUUCGUCUUGCUGAAUGUUGUAUAAAAUUACACUGUCCACAUAAUUUAUCACUUUGGAAGGUGGAGUCAAGAAAACGAUGUGUUGUUGAAAGUGUAGGCUGUGGUUCUUUUCGUAAAUUGAUGCUUGCCAGUGUGAAUCCAGAGACUGUUAAUCCGAAAGUGGAUGAAGCACUGUUAUCAUCUCCGAGCUUAGAAUUCGCUUCUUUAGCGUUACGCAAUGCCCUCCUAUUACUACCAACACCACCUGUGAAAUUGAUCACCAAUGUAUCUUCAAAUAAAGACACAAUAACUUCAUCGUAUACAGAUUUAGUUAAAUGGUCGAAUAAACAGUUUGUUCCAACUUAUCCAUCGCCAACACCACUGUGGGGUAUUGGAUUGUUACACUUUUUAUCAGCAUUACAUGUCAACAUCUGCUAUGUGGCGUUGUGUUUAAACCAACCUAUAGAAGUGAUUCAUUCUGCUAGUCAAAUGUUAAAUUUCAUUCCUCAGAAUGAAAACAACCCGAUUGGUUCAGUUAAAUGUGGAACUUAUGGAACUAAUUUUGGUGCUAUUGCCCCUAAAGCGCAUAGUUAUUUGUGUCGUUUGUAUUAUGCUGAAGCUUUAACCUAUUUGGACAGAAUAGACGAAGCUACAUCACUGUUACAUAUAUCCUCAGAUAAUGAAUACGACUCUAUUGCACGUUGUUUAAAUGGUGUGUGUUUUGAAACACCAUUUCUUUUUCCCAGUAUUGAUGAAUCUGUGAAUAACGACACGGAUGUAUGUAAUCAAUUCAGUCAAUCAAUGCUGGUGAAUAGUCAUUCUAAACAGUCAGUUACUAGACCAAUUGAUUUUCCUGCUAAUCCCGUACAGUCUUCUGCAUUACUAGCCUAUAAUCUUGCAGUCCUGCUGGCUAUUCAAAAACAAUAUCGUUUAUCAAAACAAUAUCUGGAUAUGUCACUGUCAGGUCUGCUUAUAUCAGCCAAUCAAUUAGACGGCAGGAAAUGGUAUACAGACUUGGCUGAAGAGUUGUCUGCUCUAAACAAUUAUAAACUACUGCCUACAUCAGUCCUACUGUUGUGUAUUUACUUAGAAAUAGGAUUAGGUCAUAGAAAACAAGCAGCCGAAUUGAUCCGUGAACAUUUUGGUCAUACUGCAUUGGCUGGUCGACUUAAUCCACCGGUAGGAUUAUCUACGCGUAAUAAUAACAGUGAUGGUGAUGAUGCUGAUGCUGGCGCUGCUCAUGAAGGUGGUACUUCUGAUACUGAUCCAUCAUCAAUAAUUGGUAAAAGCAUUCCGACGACAUUAAUCGAAUUACAACAAUUGAUCAAGGGGCAACAACAACACCAUCUCCACCCUCACCGCCAACAACAACAACAACAGCAGCAGCACAAAAAUGUAACUAGCAGUAGUAGCAGUAACACCAUUUCUCAAACUCGUCAACCACCGCCACUGGCACCACCAAUGUCACAGUUCCAGCAAAUGAAUAAUCGAUCAAAUAAUUUAUGGACACCAUGCUCACAAUUCAGACAAUCUCAAGCUCAACAGAAUCAACCAGUCUACUACUCGCCAUUGUUACAAACUCAACCUGCACUACUACCACCACAACAGACACAAUCUACUACACUUGCUAAUUAUGAAUACGCUGCUAGUCGAUGGGAUCACCCGCCACCACCGGCACCACCAUCUACAACAACUGGUUUAAUUACAGCUAAUAAUGAAAAUGAUUGGCCACCUUUAUAA